Molecule: messenger RNA, 1717 nt
Organism: Cryptomeria japonica (Japanese cedar)
Lineage: Eukaryota; Viridiplantae; Streptophyta; Pinopsida; Cupressales; Cupressaceae
Product: xanthotoxin 5-hydroxylase CYP82C2
Exons: 2
Coding region: 19-1557 (512 amino acids)
Molecular function (GO): monooxygenase activity; oxidoreductase activity, acting on paired donors, with incorporation or reduction of molecular oxygen; iron ion binding
Source: RefSeq, a predicted model, not a curated record
GUGAGUAGACCAUCAAUAAUGGCGUUAGAAGCAGUUUCUAUUAUUGUUCUCGCUGUAACAGUGGCUGCCCUUUUGCUAAUUGCAAAUUCUCUCAGAAGUAGAAAGAAUAAGACGGUAGAGGCAAAGCCACCCCAUCCUCCAUUGUGGCCAAUACUUGGGCAUAUUCCUCUUCUAAGCAGAAGCAAACAACCCAUUCAUAGACUUCUAUCCUCUCUGUCACAGCGCUAUGGACCCAUCAUGCAUCUCCAACUUGGCUUCCGUCCAGUUUUGGUUAUCUCCUCUUCAGAUCUCGCAAAAGAAUGUCUGACAACAAAUGACAAAGCCUUUGCAUCUCGCCCACUUAUGUCUGUAGGAAAGCAUAUUGGGUAUAACUUCAAAAUGUUGGGUUUGGCUCCUUACGGUUCCUACUGGCGAAACAUCAGAAAACUUUGCAGGCUCCAGCUCUUUACUGCACACAGAAUUGAAUCCUUCAGGUACAUCCGGGAAGAGGAGAUUUCCAGUCUCAUCUGUUCGCUGUUCGAGAGUUGGGAGCGAGACAUCUGUCAAGUGAACGUCAAAUCAAGGCUCUCUGAUCUCACAUGUAAUAUCAUGAUGCGAAUCGUUGCUAGCAAGAGAUUCUCUCCAGAUCUCAAUCCUCAAGAUUUCCAAGAAGUGCAGUACUUUAAGGAUAUAAUGGAAGAAACUAUUUUGUUUCUUGGAACAUUUGAUAUUGCUCAUUACCUGCCGUUUCUUAAAUGGUUUGAUCCACAGGGAAUAGUGUCGGCUAUGAAGAAUUUUCAGAAGAAAAGAGAGGUGUUUAUGAAUAAAUUGCUCCAUGAUCACCGAGAAAAGAGAGGGGUGCAUGCUCGAGACUUAAUUGAUGUUCUCAUCUCUACAACAGAGAACGAUGAAAUUCAGUCAGACAAUAACGACGACGUGGUGAAAGCCACCGCUUUAGCCAUGAUAAUCGCAGGUGCUGAAACAACCGCUGUGACGAUCGAGUGGGCAUUGUCAGCCCUGAUGCAGCACCCGGACGUUUUGUGCAAAGCCCAACAAGAGCUGGACAUGCAUGUCGGACGGGACCGAUUAAUGGAGGAAUCAGAUGUGCACAAGCUGAAAUAUUUGCAGGCAAUUGUGAAAGAAACUCUUAGGCUUUAUCCAGCGGCACCUCUUAUGGUCCCUCAUGAAUCUCGCGAGGACUCCACUGUUGGAGGAUAUCACAUUCCCGCAGGAACACAACUGUUAGUGAAUCUGUGGGCAAUUCAGAGGGACGGGGCCGUGUGGGAGCGCCCCACGGAAUUUGAUCCUGAACGUUUUCUCAAGAGCGGUAAAGAGAUUGAUGUGAAAGGGCAAGACUUUGAAUUGAUUCCGUUUGGUUCAGGGAGAAGAAUGUGCCCGGGCAUGCCUUUGGCAAUGAUUGUGAUCCACCAUACAUUGGGGCGGCUGCUUCAGAGCUUCGAGUGGUUUACUCCAGAGAGCACAGUAAUUGACAUGACAGAGGGGCUUGGGUUUACAAUACCCAAAUUAAUUCCAUUGGAGGCCAUCAUUAAACCUCGCCUUCCCCUCCAUCUCUACUGAUAUGUCAGAUUACUCUCAGAACAAAGAGUUUGUCAUCCACCAUAGGAUUUACUAGAAAUUGUUUUUGAGGUGCGAAAACUUCGCCUGUUGUGUCCUAAGUCUUGUUAUUAGAUUUAUAAUCUUGCCACUCACCUUUGUUUACUGCUGCAUUACCAGUAUA